AUGAAGGUCGAGAAGGUCUAUCUGCGCAACCCGGUUUUCAUGUCACGUACAAAGGUUCCAAAGAGACACGAUAAAUGUAUGAAGCCGUCUGCGAUAUGCAAGGACGUACAUGACUUUCUCGCCGAAGGAGACUACGCAGCAGCAACAUACAUCAGCACAUCUUACACCCUAGCAAUCUACAGCAAAUGGGACGUCCUCCUUAUGGGCAGUCUAGAUUCUUUGGCAUCCCUCUUUCAGCACGUUGAGAUCCGCGAUAUAGACGAAAGCAAGAGCCAAAUAAUUGCCGCUGUACCUAGGCGUAAGUCGUCCAGUAUAUCAAUGCCGAGCUAUCAGGCACCAAGACCACCGGGACCAAAUGACUUCCAAGUUCGUGCCUUCUCUAUAAUGAGCCGGAUAGACGCGACCGCGAAUGAGAUAAAGGAGGAGAUGACGAAGACGUGCGAGGCGGUAAAAGAAGCACUUGCGGAUUGUGAUAGUCCCGAAGCUCUUGCGAAACUCAAAUGCCUGGACGAUCUUGUAUGUUCCUGCGGGGCCGCUGUCGCAUUCCUAGCAUCUAUCAACCCCUCCCUGACUGCCGCUUCCUCCCACGUAGAUGCUACUAGCCCGACUGUAACGCCUAUAAUCAAGACCCGUGCCAUCGUCGAUGAACAUAUAGAUUUCUCGUCCCUGCUUAGCAACAUAUCACUUAAAGGGGAAGCGCCUGCAUCGGAGUCAAUGUCGGAGGAGGAAGCACAGGAAAAGCCAGAGAGGAAGAAGAAGAAGCCCGGGGACAGCAAGACAGGCAAGGGACGGAAGAUAUGGAUAGAAAAGAACAAACGGAAAAACUCAGAAAGCAGUAGUUUCACGCAGAUUGCUACUUCCGACCUCGAGAUUGGUGAUACCGACGACUACGAGGAGGACUUCCACGAAUACUCCGACUCGGAACAAGAUGAGUACGAUCUGCUUUCAUCGGGGUUUAACGUUGGCAUGUCGGGAGUCGUAAGGGGGAAUGACGAAGAGAAGGAGGAAUCUGCUGACACUGAUACGCCGCCACACCUUACCCCAGCUUGCGAGAGCCCUGUAACGUCCGACGCAGAAUCCACCAUAUCUUCGGCUUCGGGCAGCGUGGUUAUAUCGAGGUCAAGACGCAACCCUGUAUCGUCCAACGUGUCAGCGAGCUCCUCUACGGCAUCAGCCAAACCAGUUUUCGUAAGACAUGGAAGCACAAGAUCUACCUCUGUUCCUACUGCCCCUCCAUCUUCUUCCUCCUCUGUAUCGGGAUCGACGGCACCAGUGAUAGUCCUCCGUCGCAGGUAA
Peronospora belbahrii is the source of this 1296-nucleotide messenger RNA. Lineage: Eukaryota; Oomycota; Peronosporomycetes; Peronosporales; Peronosporaceae. The record is from the annotation of a GenBank genome assembly.